Dreissena polymorpha is the source of this 3046-nucleotide messenger RNA. Its product is annotated as craniofacial development protein 2-like. Bases 2322 to 2882 code for a protein of 186 amino acids. The record is from RefSeq and is a predicted model, not a curated record. Lineage: Eukaryota; Metazoa; Mollusca; Bivalvia; Myida; Dreissenidae. The transcript has 2 exons.
AUUUAAUUAAACAUAUUAUGUCUUUUCAACAAAUAAGGCAAAGUAAUUGACAUACGUGUAUCAGGUACUUCCUUAGUAGCAUGACCAUUCUAGGAUGGCACCCUAGCAACUCAGUAAUUGGUUAAUAUCUUCCAAUCAAUCUGUUAUGUCAUCAUUUUUCUAAGAAAACAUUUUAUGUUUGAUUUAUUUAUUUUAAUAAAUCAAUAAAUUAAUAUUGUUUUAGACUAAAAAAGACAAACAUACUGAUUUAAAGUGAAUAUUUUGAAAAUUAUUGGAAUUGUAUUUUACAUGUGUAGCAAAUUAAGCUAAAUCUUUACCAAAGUGUUCUCUUCCAAACUACCGGUAUAUAUACUAUUAAAGGGGUCUUUUCACAGAUUUUGGCAUGUAUUGAACUUUGUCAUUAAAUGCUUUAUAUUGAUAAAUGUAAAGAUUGCAUCUAAAAAGCUCAAGUAAAAAAAUCAAGAAUAAAAUUAAAAAAAGAAAAAAAAGUAAACCAUCAGGGCUUGAACCCCUGGAGUCCUGGAAUAAAAGUCUACCCACUUAGACCACUCGGCCAUUCAUGCUCAUGUAAUAAGGCAUGUAUUUAAUACUUUAUGUAAGCAAUCCUCGUAGUUUCACAAAAUAAAACGACAACAACAGAACUCUCAAAAUUAUUCAAUCAUUUGGGUUUAGAGCAUGGUAAAUAUAUCAUAAUUUCCAGAAUAAGUGGGUGUUGGAAGUAAUCAGAAUUUAUGAAACUACUGAAAAGAAGAAUAAACUGAAAUUUGUGUUUUUUUAUUCAAUAUUUUAUUAGCUAAAUGUGAGGCGUCUUUUUUAAGCAAUUUUAUUAAGAGUUUUGGACCAAAAUCAAGGUAAUAUUACUUUUAAAUCAUUUACUUAUUGGUAUUCAACAAGAAAGUGGUAAAAUAUUUGCGGAAAACAUAAGAAUUUCUACAAAAACUUGUCUGGUUAAAUUUUCCGAAUGGUUACAGAAAUUAUCGAUUGUUGGUUAGCGAAAAAGAGCAUGUUGCGGGUUCCAAAAAACAAAAUGACUGCACCCAAACAUGUUAAUGUUACUGACUAUGACUGGUUGAAAUGUAUUAUUUUGCUUCUCAUUCAAUAAAGUGACAAUUUCAAGGCCAAAUACACUUGCAAUAUGAAGGCUAUUCUGUCUAUUACGUCUAUCAAUAUAUCUAUACGCUCUGCAAUUUCCAAAACCGCUUGGACAAUGUUGACAGAAACAAAAUUUAAUCAAAAUUCUUAUGUUUUCCGCAAAUAUUCUACCACCAUAAAAAAAUCAUAAAAAGCAAUAGCCAAAAUGUCAUAUAUCGGAACAUUUACGAGAUAAGUUCAGCAAACGUGACUUUGACUUCAGGCAACUAAUGAUAACUAUGUUGUGGUUCAAACACUGUCCAAAGUCAGUUUGAUCGGAUAUCAUCACAGGAAAUUCAAAUGGAAUAUAUUGUGACACAGGAAAUAAAAACCAGCAUUUUGUAUCUCCUAAAAUCUACGUGACCAUACCACAGAGCGUUGACAUUUUGGCUAUUGCAAUAAGGAACACUGAUUUUUUUAUGGGUUGACUUUAUUUUACGAAAUAUUUUACAAAAUAUUCAUUGAUUUUGAGUAAAUAUGUUGCUUUAAUGUAUUUGUAACCAUUUUAAAUAUUUAUAAAUAAAACUAUUUAGUUAAUAUUUUGUUCUUGUUAAUUUAAAAGCAAAAAGUAGUACGGAGUUUAGGUAAUAUGAAUAAAACUGUAGGUGCAAAUCUGUUGCAAAUUCAUGUUAGUUAUUUCAUUAUCAUAGAAAUGGUUUGCUCAUAUUAUGCAUGGCUUGAACUUUUCUUAUGGGUCCAUGUUAUGCUGAGUCAUAGGGUUUUGACACUAUUUAUUCAUAAGAUGACCAUACAUUUCUGAUAUAGUGAAAAUGGUAAUCAGAGACUUAGUCAUAACAACUAAUAAAUGCUGAAAUAAUUGUCAAAGUUAAAGAAACUCAAGUGUUUAAUAAAUUGUUAAUUAGCACAAGUUAGUCGGUUAAUAUAAUAUAUAAGCAGUUAAUUACGUUAAUAAGAACAACUUUCAUUACGUUGCAGAAAUGUCAUAUUGCAGUUUAACUGUAUAUAAGCAUUACUCCCAGAAUGGUGGCAAAGCUAAUAGUCUGAACUUUCACUCUAGGCUACUACAGUUGUGCUUAUACUUUCAGAAAGAAGAAACUGGUGAUUGUUGAGAUGUUGCUGAAAGGUGUGUUGAUGUUGUUGCUGGUAGUCUCAUUGUCAGAAGGGACGGGAACAUACUGGAGAGCUAUCAACCAUGUAUCCAACCUAAGGAAGAUCAAUUUGGAGAAGAAAUGAUGUUUUCUGCACUCGAAAUGUUGAAUGAGAGCUUCAACUUCAAGCCCUAUUUAGAGAAAUUAAUUGUACAAAGUUUGAAAGACUCUACAGAAAGUCUACCAGUCUCUCGGAUUUGUCUACAGCAUCUGAACGCAACACUGCAUGCAGUAACGGUGUACCAGGAGAGCUGGGCGUUGAGCAAAGACAACGCAGAAGAAGAGGACAAGGAUGCAUUCUACGACGCCCUUCAAAGUGUUUUAGAGGACAUCCCCCAACACGACGUGCUGAUGUUGCUCGGCGACUUCAAUGCUAAGGUUUGCGACAACAAAGACGGAAAGAGGACCAUGGGAAGACAUGGAGUGGAUGUGAUCACCAACAACGGGGAGAGACUAGUCAACUUCUGCCAACAGAACAAUUUGGUCAUAAGAGGGACCCUGUUGGCGCACAAGGAGAUCCACAAACUUACAUGGACAUCACCAGACGGCAGGACCCAGAACCAGAUCAACCACAUCAUCAUCACCUACACAAGGUCGAUAUAUCGUAUUAAAUAUAUCAUGCGUCGCCGCCACUGCCAAUAAAAAUAUUGUGCGUCGUCGCGACUUUUAAAAAAAAAUAUUGUAGGUCGCCGCGACUGUCAAGAAAAAUAUCAAGUAUCGCUUCAUGUGUCUAGUUUCGCCCUUGAUGAAAGAAGUGCAAGAUUAUAUAUGGCACUAUCAGGAUUCCGUAUGUUUUAGUAUUUGCU